AUGGACAAUGCAUCCGUCUACACUGCGAACCCCGCCCGCACCGUGUUCCCCCAAGGGCCCAGCUUCACGCUUGAGGACUUCUCCAGUCGUGACUUCAUUGUCAAGGAGUUCAUUGAAGCUCUCUCCGACACAGCAAUUUCAACCCGCCGUUCAGUAGCUGGAGCAGCCGGCGCCGCAAACCAACCCUUCGAUCCGAAACCCCUCAUUCGCGCUUUUGAGAGCGCCCAACGCCGUCUGGGUGAGCUCUCCGGUGACCUCGAGAUCCGCGAGAAUGAACUGUCCGCCGCAGUCCGACGCGCCGAAGCGCAGCAUUCCCAGAACCUGACUACCUUGGGCAAAAAGCUCCGCCAUACCAUUGAAUCGUUCCAGCAACUCGACACGUCGCUCAAUGGCGGCGGUCUCGAGAAUGCUGGAGGAACUGGCAACAUGGCCGUGGAGACUGGAAAACGACUGGAAGAGCUGGACCGACAACGCCGACGAGCUCUAGACGCUCAUUUCCUCAUUGAAUGCUGGGACGGUGUAUCCAAUCGCGGCGAGAUCUCACUGCUGGAGAACCUGCGGCGGUCCGGUACCGGCGAGGCCGCGGUGCGGUCGGCACAUAUCGCGCGACAGCUGCUGCGCAUCAGUCAACGGUUAGAUCCGCAGAGCUGGCAGGAACAUCCAGCUCGUGCAAAUGGAGGCUACGGGGGAAGUUCGUCGUCAGAGGAUCUGAGCGAGAGCAGUACUCCGCGGCGGAAUACAAGGGAGAUUAUUGAGAAGUUCUCGGAGACGCUGGAGAAAGACCUGUUGAAGCAAUUUGAUGAUUUCUACCGCAAGGCCAACUUCGAUGGAAUGAAGGAUUGCGCGACUGUGCUGCAGGAUUUCAAUGGCGGUGGGAGUGUUAUUGCGCUGUUCGUGAAUCAGCAUCAAUUCUUCAUUGAUCGCAGUCAGUUGGUUACUGAAGAAGUUGGUGGUGAUCCUGAAUCUUGGGAGAAGUUGGCAGACCCGGAUGCCGAGCUUCCUGGUGUCGAGUCCAGUCUGCAGUCAUUGAUCGAUGAGGUCAAGGUCGUGGUACAGGAAGAGUCUGCCAUUAUUAAGAGGGCGUUUCCUUACUAUGAGCAGGUUUUGGGCAAAUUCUUGCAGCGUGUCUUCCAACAAUCGAUCCAGCAGCGACUAGAGAUGGUCUUGGAGAAGGCCAGUGGCGCAUCAUCACUCGCUUUCCUGCGUUGUUUACAGAGCUCGCGUGGUUAUAUCAGUGCAUUGAUCGAAGACUUGAAAGCGCAUGGAUUGACUGAGCAUCCGGAUCCUGUUUCAUCGCAGACUGCAGUUCUUCUGGACCAGCAAUUGGAGGAAUUAUUCGUUCCCUAUUUCGUUGGAUCUUCAUACAUUGAACGUGAGAAGCGGACUUUGGAAGAACUCUUCAACUCUUUGCUGUUCAAAUUUACGUCAUAUCAUGCCCGGCGCAAGAAGGCAGCAACUACUUUCAUGGCCUCACUCUCCCGAGCUGGAACGGAGCUUCUUUCAGCUACCAGAGAUGCCUUUAUCAAUCGCUUGGAUUCGCCCGAGGUCUCACCUACCCAGCGAAGAGUGCUGCUGCACAUUGCCAAGUUGAACGAUCUACCGGAAACCGUACGGUUGACCGAAAUAAAGCUCACAGAAGAAGACGGGCAACCGAAUCUCAGCGAUGCUAAGCGGAUGCUGAAAUGGCUGGCUGAGGCUGUGGGUCGAGGCCUGGAGCUUAGUGUCAACAGUGACACUCCCAAAGAUGUGUCUGCCUUGUUGAAUCUCCUGCUUGUCACCAUGGGCGAUGGAUACGUAGACGUCUGUCUAGAUGCUGCUCUGGAGGCGGCCACAGCACAAGAGUCUGGUAAGGCAGAGCCCGACUUUACAUAUCUUCUCUCAGUUCGCACAACUAUUAGCAUCACCACUCUCAUGGUAAUGUGUGUGCAUGCGGUUCUGUUGCCCUUAUCAACCGGCAGCAUUACAACUCGCCGGGAUAUGGAGAAACGGACCAGCCAGACGACAUCACGCAUUGAAGACAAGGUCAACACCAUCGAACAGAAGACUAUCGAUGCCACAUUUGCCUGGGUCAGCAGGCUCCUAUCCGGACAAAAGAAGAAUGACUUCCGUCCCAGAGAAAGCGAUAAUGCUGCAUGGCUAGAGAUGCUACAGACCCCCACCUGUGCAUCAAUCUGUGCAUUCCUGACCCGCCUCCACAACAUCGCCCGAACAUCUCUCCCCUCUAGUGGAGCCAACGUCCGCCAAGUCCUCACCGAGAUCGCUUUAGGCAUCCGCGGACUCCUUCUAGAACACUUCAAACGGUUCUCCAUAAGCGGACCAGGUGGUCUAAUGGUAACCAAGGACAUGACACAAUACACGGACCUCCUCAAGUCCUGGGACAUCGAUGAAGAGGUCAAGGGCCCCGGUGGCGCGCUGGACGUGCUACUCGAAGUGGGCAGUCUAUUCGUAAUCGGUGUCGAAGCAUUGCGUGAGCGCAUCCGCGGUGGCGCUGCUAGUGGCACGACUGGCGGGUCUGGAACUUCUGGCCGGGGCGCAGGUACUAACCAGGAGGGCAAGUUGAGCGUGCAGGAGGUGCGGGCUUAUGUUUCGCGUCGCGAAGACUCGAACACUUUUGCUAUGCAGUCGGUUCUUAAUGCCCUGUGA
Messenger RNA from Penicillium antarcticum, 2643 nucleotides. RefSeq names its product exocyst subunit SEC10. The transcript has 2 exons. Gene Ontology annotation, cellular component: exocyst; cytoplasm. Lineage: Eukaryota; Fungi; Ascomycota; Eurotiomycetes; Eurotiales; Aspergillaceae. Gene Ontology annotation, biological process: exocytosis; Golgi to plasma membrane transport. The record is from RefSeq and is a predicted model, not a curated record. The coding region runs from base 1 to 2643 and encodes 880 amino acids.